Messenger RNA from Peromyscus leucopus (white-footed mouse), 1779 nucleotides. RefSeq names its product dehydrogenase/reductase SDR family member on chromosome X homolog. The transcript is spliced from 7 exons. Lineage: Eukaryota; Metazoa; Chordata; Mammalia; Rodentia; Cricetidae. The record is from RefSeq and is a predicted model, not a curated record.
AGGGCGGGGCCUGAACCCCGUGACUGACAGCGCCCGGGGAAGGGCGGGUCCGAACCCUUUGACUGACAGCGCCCGGGAAGGCGGGGUCCGAACCCCGUGACGGACAGCGGCCCGAACCCCGUGACUGACAGCGGCGGGGGAAGGGCAGGGCCUGGAACCCCGUGACUGACAGCGCCCGGGUCGCGAUGACUGACAUUAGCCGCGAGGGCGGGACUUGCACGCGGCGUGAUUGACAGCCGCGCCGCGUUCGCCCGUUUGUGGCUCUUCGGGUCGGCGCGCGGGUGUGGGCGUGGCGAGCGUCCGAGCGUGGCACUGGGCGUGCCGGGCCGCCAUGCCGCCGCUGCUGCCCGCGCUGAGGCCGCGCGGCGGUGUGGGCUGGCCGGCGGCGUCGGAGGCGUAGCCGGGAGUCGGGGCGUGGCCUGAUGUGUCAGGGGCGGGGCUUUCGGUGUCAGUGGGCGUGGCCAGGCCGCCAUGCUGCCGCUCCUGCGGGACCUGCGGGCUGUGCUCCUGGCCUACGCCGUGGGCGCCGCCGUCCUGGCGUCGCAGCUGCUGCGCCGCCUCCGCGGGGGCUUCCGGGAGCCGGGUGAGUCACGUGGGGGGCAGCGGGGGCCGCUCCCGACGUCCCCUGCGCCCCUCGGGGGGUCUCCGUGUCCUCCCCGGUCCACGCCUGCCGGAGCGGAGCGUCCCGGCCGCCAUUUUGGUAGUUUUUACCGGGCGCGUGGCCAUCGUGACGGGCGGACGCGGACCGGCGAAUCGGCCUGCCAGGCGCGGUGCGCGCCUGGCGCGGCUCGGAUGCGCGUGGUCAUAGGUUCAGUCAGCGGGGUCACGGGGUGGUUCACGGGACGGGGGCGGGGGCUCCCCGGAAGCCCCGCCCACCACCCGCCCCGCCACUUCUCGACCCCGCAGCCUGAAAUAACCGAGGACCGAAGCGAAGGACUGCGGUGCGCGAGCUCCGGGCGGAGACCGGGAACCCGGAGGCACUUCCUUUCCCUGGACUCUGGCCUCACACUGGCGUCCGUGCGGUUGCGGAAGUUCGCGCGCGACUUCCUGUCCCUGGGGCUCCCGCUGCACGUGCUGGUCGCCAAACGCCCUGACCACUUCCUGCCCCGCCCCUGCCCCCUUCCUCCCCGCAGCGGGCGUGAUGCUGGCGCCCCGGGGUCGCGCACGGCGGACGGGUUCGAGCGGCACCUGGGUGUGAACUUCCUGGGCCACUUCCUGCUGACGCUGCUGCUGCUGGACGCCCUGCGGGCCGCGGGGUCGCGGGGUCGGAGGUCGCGCGUGGUGGCCCUGGGCUCCGCCACGCACUACGUGGGGGACAUCGACCCGGAGACCAUGGCGGACGGGUGACGCGCCCGAUUCCCCCACGCGGCCUACGCGCGCAGCAAGCUGGCCCUGGUGCUGUUCGCGCGGCGGCUGCAGCGGGUGCUGACCGAGCGCGGCGACCCCGUCACGGCCACCGUGGCCGACCCCGGGGUGGUGGACACCGCGCUCUUCCGCCGGGCCGGGUGGGCGGCGCGGGCCCUGCAGCGGGGCCUGGGGUGGCUGCUCUUCAAGACCCCGGACGAGGGCGCCUGGACCCCGGUGCUGGCCGCGGCCGACCCCGCGCUGGAGGGCCUCGGGGGUCGCUACCUGCGGGACGAGGCCCCGGCGGAGCCGCUGGGGGUCACGGGGGCCGCGGGGCUGCAGGACCGGCUGUGGGCGGCCAGCGGGCGGCUGGUGGGGGCCGCGGGGGUCACAGGGGGUGGGGACACCGGGGCGGGGGGCGGGGCCGACCUCUGA